Aplysia californica (California sea hare) is the source of this 1309-nucleotide messenger RNA. RefSeq lists its product as uncharacterized. The record is from RefSeq and is a predicted model, not a curated record. Lineage: Eukaryota; Metazoa; Mollusca; Gastropoda; Aplysiida; Aplysiidae.
UCCCCCCCACCCCCACCCACACCCUCCUCACCUCCCACGCGCGCUGAUAGACCCAGCACUCACGUGCACGCCAUCCACCCGCCACACGCCCCAGCGUCUCCUUUGUCGAGAGUGAGUGGUCCGGGACCCACCCGCCCACCGCCCACCGACUCACACACCGCUCACCCACACACGUGCCUCACGCCAUCAGAGGAGACACACGAGAGUUAUCUCCCCACGUCUGUGAGUGAGGGGAGGAUCAGUGACGUCAUGUCCAGUUCCCCCCACUACCCCAGUGUCACAGAGGUGGGGGAGGGGGAGAUCGGGGAUUCAAACCGUGGACCUUGUCAGCCACACUUUGAGCUGAGUGACAACUCUACCAGGGUCGGGGGGAGGGAGGGGGGAGGAGAGGCGGAGGAGGAGAGGGACUUGUCUGCCAAGAUAAACACAGCGGAAGUGGUGGAGUGCUCGGCGGAGGUCGUGGGGACAAGUGGGCCAGGGUUUGAGCCUCAUCUCCUGGGCCGUGAGGGCGAGAGGCGAGAGGCGAGGAGGAGCAGUAUCGGACAGUUAGUGCUGGGGUCUAGCAGUUACUUUGUGCAGGCCCACACGGCUCUCUCUCGCCCUCACACAGACCCUCACACAGACUCUCACACAGACACUCACACCAGUGACGUAGGUGGUGAGCACUCAUCUUCUCCCCCCGCUCACUCCCGCCCGGCGCACACUCAGGGAGCAGGGCACCCGCCAACCUCCCUCUCCCCGCCACUUCAGCUGUGUGGAGGAGCUGUGGAAAACCAGCCGGACCCGUCGCCUCUCCUAGUUCACCACAACGACACGACACUCUCAGACGACACGACACGGGCGCUGUCAGAUCACGACACGACACACGACACGACACGGGCGCUCUCGGAUCACGACACGACACACGACACGACACAGGCGCUGUCAGAGAGAGACGACCUCAAGGAUAGGACACAGGCGCUCUCAGAUCAGCACAAGAACACACACAAAGACACACACAAGGACACACACAAGGAUGACACGGGCGUUACGUCACAGGAUUUCCCACUACCAUCACGUGACCCUGUAUCUCCCCCCAUCUCUCGUGACCCGCUGUCUCCUCCAGUCGUGGGAGUGAGGACGAGCAAUGUGGAGCGCUGUGAUAGUUCGGACACGUUGGUGAGUGGAGACAGAGACAGGGCCCGGUCUGAAAGUUUCACCUCUGACCUUGACGUGAGGGACGCCAUUCGGGACUUGGAGAACGUCAUCAGAACUGAGAGAUCAGACUCGGUGGAGGAUUCCUGGUCAGCCAUGACCACCCCCGCCACCC